Molecule: messenger RNA, 1200 nt
Organism: Pelagomonas calceolata
Lineage: Eukaryota; Pelagophyceae; Pelagomonadales; Pelagomonadaceae
Source: the annotation of a GenBank genome assembly
GCAAAACGUCGCGACGGCUUCACGCCGUCCUUGAGCAACCAUGCUGCUGCUACGGCGGCUCGCAGCGCUGCUCGCGUGCGUCGCGGCGCUCGUGCCUAGGGCCACGCGGCCACUGCAGAUCCCACGAGGCGGCGCCACGCGGCCAGGGCGAGCACUGCAGAUCCCACGAGGCGGCGCGCGCGACGACGGCGGCUACUACGCCGCGCUCGGUCUCGACCCGAAGUGCACGCAGCGCGACGUCGACAAGGCCUACCGGCGGAAGUCGCUGCGGUGCCACCCGGACAAGGGCGGCGACCCCGAGGAGUUCAAGAAGCUCAACGAGGCGCGCGAGGUGCUGAGCGACCCGGCGAAGCGGAAGCAGUACGAUCGCUUCGGCAAGGCCGGCGUCGACGGUGCACCGGGCGGCAUGCCGCAGGGCAACCCCUUCGCUGGAUUUUCACAAGGUGGAAAUAACGCCCAGGCCCAGCAGAUGUUCGAGCAGAUGUUCGGGGGCUUCGGGAGCGCCUUCGGCGACGCGUUCGGCGGCAUGGGCGGCUUCGGGCGGCCCCAGCCGCGGCGCUUCGCCAUCACCGUGUCGCUGGACGACUGCUUCACGGGGCGGACGCUGUCCGUGGCGCUCGAGAAUAAUGUCAGGUGCCGCGUCAAGCUCGCGCCGGGCGUCGGCGAGGGCGACGUCGUCAAAGCAAGGGCGGGCGACGCCGUCGUCCAGUUCGAGCUGCGCGAGGCGCCCCACGCUUUGUACAAAAGACGGGGCGCCGAUCUGUUGCUGGACGCGCGGAUCAGCCUCGGCGACGCAUUAGGAGGGGGGCCGUCGGUCGAGGUCGCGCGGCCCGACGGGUCGACGUUCCGCGUGAAGCUGGCGCGGGAGGGCGAUGUAUUGAAGCACGGCGCGCUGCGCUGCGUCGAGGGCGAGGGCAUGCCCGUGCGCGGCGCGCCGGGGAAGCGCGGGCGGCUCUUCCUGCGGGUCCAGGUCGAGUUCCCCGACGCGCUGGACCUCGACGAGGACCGGCGGCGCGAGCUCGAGCGGAUUCUGGGGCUGCCCCCGUCGGCGCCGUCUUCAUCAAACGCGGGCAGCGGCGACCGCGUCGCGCGCCGGGCGGCCGCGGGCGAGUGGAAGACGGCGCGGCGGCGGCCGCCGCCGUCGCCCGGGUUCGGCUUCGCGUUCCGGUAAUGUUGUUCUUAUUUUAUUUUUUCCAAUUC